Folsomia candida is the source of this 1541-nucleotide messenger RNA. RefSeq lists its product as uncharacterized. The coding region runs from base 136 to 1224 and encodes 362 amino acids. Lineage: Eukaryota; Metazoa; Arthropoda; Collembola; Entomobryomorpha; Isotomidae. The record is from RefSeq and is a predicted model, not a curated record. The transcript has 6 exons.
GCAAAGUUCUCCUUAAUUUUUACUUCACAAUCUAAAUUCUCCUCUUGACGUGCGAGCACGAUGGAGUGAAAGUCCUCCAGAUCAUACAUACAUAUUUGUACAUAAUUACAGAAUGCAUAUAGAAACAUCUUCAGGAUGGAUACAAUAUUCAAAAGUUUUGCAAUUUUAAUAUCCGUGAUAUCAACUGUGGUGAAUUCUUUCGUGAUCGUGAUCGUUUUUCAAGCAAGGCAUCCUAGGGCUGUCAACAUUCUAAUCGCCAACUGGUCAUUGCUUACAUGCAUCUCAUCCAUAGGCACCAUAUUCUAUUUCGGCGAUGGCGACAAAUACAUCCAAGGUCCGUGGACCUGUCCGUUCAUUUCCUUCCUAAGAAACUGGCUGGCUAACAUGUAUCCACUUCACGUCCUGGCAAUAGUGUACGAAUCAUGUUGUCAACUGCAGCCACGGUCUGGCAAUCUUCUUCUUUUAAGAACGGUAGGCUUAUGUUGGAUUUUAUCCGGAAUUGGAGCAGCACCAUAUUUAUUCGGGACGACUUUCUCCAGGAGUGGAGGGGAUGGCGAGAUCAUUACAGAAAAAUGUGCCAAGGUUCCUAUAUUUAAUAACGUUGUGCUCUGCAUUAUCGUGGAAACUGUUCGUGCUUUGUUAUUUCAUUUGGGGGCUCCAGCUUACAUGUCUUUUCUCCUGUACAAAUGGCGUGGAAAGCUAAAAUAUAUCAAAACAUUAAAGGUAGCACGAAAUCCUGUAACGCUAGAAAAGUGGAAAAGAGUUCGCUUCAUUUUCGCGUACACGGUUUUCUUUAUCGUUCUGUGGGUUCCUUUUGGCCUCGUGUUUUCAUGGUAUCAAGUAUUUCGUAGAAGUUCUCCAAGCGCAGAAGACGCCACAACCAACACGAUUUCUUCUACCACGGCCGGCACUUUUUUUUCCUGUGGAAUCGCCUUGUUUUAUGUUUACAUUUUAUUUAGCCCAGUUAUUGUCUUGUGGACAGGGGAUACACGGUUGAGACAACAGUUUAUGACAAUUUGCAACAAGAACGGGAUGAACCAUUUGAACAACGGGCAAGUAAAAACUAUAAGUUUUGCUAAUUCAUGUUCACGGGUGGAAUCGUUCUCAAUUACAAAAGCAGAUAACAUUAAAGGGUUAUUUUCAGUAAGUUGUUACAAUAUAGAGGACCAGAUUAUUGAUCCCGUACAGUGCUUGGAAAAUCGAAAGGUCGAAUUGCUGAUAUAAUGCUGGUAGUUUUAAUUUCAUAAUAUUUAUUUACUCAUGUAAAUAUCAAUUAAUACUUCCAUCAAUGACUCUUGGAUAUGUUGUUGCAUUAAUUAUUUUCAAGAGAAGUACAGUAGUAAUCAAGUCAAAGUUGAGCAUCACAAAUAAUAAGUAUGUACCUUAUGAGGGAAUGCAAGAUUUCAUGAAAUCUUUGGACAUAAAUAUCCGUAUGUAUGUAACUGGAAACUAAAUUACAUAUCUAGCCGGGGAUAAUAUUUUGACAUAUUUACAUACUUCGUAAUAUGAUGUUUAACAUGUACCUGCAGUUAGAUAGAAAU